Pistacia vera is the source of this 1593-nucleotide messenger RNA. Its product is annotated as MDIS1-interacting receptor like kinase 2-like. The coding region runs from base 856 to 1593 and encodes 245 amino acids. Gene Ontology annotation, biological process: protein phosphorylation. Gene Ontology annotation, molecular function: ATP binding; protein kinase activity. The transcript has a single exon. The record is from RefSeq and is a predicted model, not a curated record. NCBI's taxonomy places the organism in Eukaryota, Viridiplantae, Streptophyta, Magnoliopsida, Sapindales, Anacardiaceae.
UGUUGGAUUUGCAUGAUAACAACCUGAUUGGAUCUAUUCCUUCAAAACUUGGUCAUUUAACCAAUCUGGUUGAGCUUUAUCUAGGUCAUAACCAAUUCAAUGGUUCAGUUCCACCAGAAAUAGGGAGUAUAAAUGGUUUAACUUACUUAGACCUAUCAAAUAACCACAUGCAUGGUGUCACUCCUCAAAGAACUAACCUAGUUAACCCAACUUCGAUAUCUCCAUCUUUCCUCAAACCUAAUUUGUGGUCAAAUACCAUCAACAAUUGGAGUACUUUACAACCUUGAAUAUCUUGAUCUCUCUUAUAACAAACUUAACGGUCCCAUUCCAGCUAGUAUUGGCUAUUGCUCAGAGUUGCAGGUCUUGACAUUGAGCCACAACAGAUUUAAUGGAAGCAUUCCACUAAAGAUUGGCAGUUUACAGUUCUUAGGAUACUUAGAUCUUUCCUACAAUAACUUUUCCGGUAUCAUCCCUGAAUUUAUUAUUACAAUUUUCAACUUGUCAUAUAAUAAUUUGGAAGGCGAAAUCCCUGUUUCCUUGCAACAAAUAAAUGCAUGGCAGCAGCUUAUUGGCAACAGAGGUUUAUGUGGUCAAGUUACAGGUUUUAGUCCUUGCGAUGGACCACCAGCAUCUUCACCUUCACCUUCAAGUUCAAUUUCAACUUCACCUUCAGCUUCACAUUCAAGUUCAAUUUUAACAUUACCUUCACCAUUAAGUUCAACUUCAACUUCACCAUCUACAAGAAGUAACUUGGAAAAGAAAACCCAAAAGAUUGUCAUUCGCUUUAUUACAAUUUUUGUUCCAAUCAUCUCAUUUCUCAUCCUGAUUUUUGGGUUUUGUUUUCUCUUCAAACAUAUGGAUAAAAGAUGUCAACUCCCUACCAAAUCAUCUAAGAGUGGAGAUGUGUGCUCAGUAUGGAAUUUUGAUGGUAGACUUGCAUUUCAAGAUAUAAUUGAUGCAACAGAGGACUUUGACAUCAAAUAUUCCAUUGGAUCUGGAGGUUAUGGCAGUGUUUACAAAGCACAAUUGCCUAGUGGCAAAGUAGUUGCUUUGAAGAAGCUUCAUAAUUCGGAAAUUGAGGAUUUAGCAUCCAUAAAGGUUUUCCGAAAUGAGGCUAACCUGUUGUCCAAAAUACGACAUCGAAACAUUUUGAAACUCUAUGGAUUUUGUUUGCACAAAAAAUGCAUGUUUUUAAUUUAUGAAUACAUGAAGAGUGGAAGCUUAUAUAAUGUUCUACGCAACGUUAGUGAAGCUACUAGAUUGGAUUGGAAUAAGAGAGUGAAUAUAGUCAAGGGUGUUGCACAUGCUUUGUCAUAUUUACAUCAUGACUGCACUCCGUCAAUUAUUCACCGUGACAUAUCAAGCAGCAACAUUCUAUUAAACUCGGAAAUGCAGGCAUUUGUUGGUGACUUUGGGUUGGCUAGACUUCUACAUCCUGACUCCUCCAAUAGAACCAUAUUAGCGGGCACUUAUGGAUAUAUAGCCCCAGGUGAAAAUACUUUGUUACUCUUCUCACAAUUAUCUGUCACUCUUCUAUAUAUAGAAAAAUUUCGCCCAUCAUUAAUUGCUNACGGUGGCUUGACUGGAGAGUGA